Molecule: messenger RNA, 1598 nt
Organism: Phalaenopsis equestris
Lineage: Eukaryota; Viridiplantae; Streptophyta; Magnoliopsida; Asparagales; Orchidaceae
Product: homeobox-leucine zipper protein HOX16-like
Exons: 4
Coding region: 470-1336 (288 amino acids)
Biological process (GO): positive regulation of DNA-templated transcription
Cellular component (GO): nucleus
Molecular function (GO): DNA-binding transcription factor activity, RNA polymerase II-specific; sequence-specific DNA binding
Source: RefSeq, a predicted model, not a curated record
AUUUCCCAGAGCUCAGUGAAAGAGAGAGAGGGAGAGAGAGAAGGAGCGCGCGACUACAGAGCACUCCGAUUGCCGGAAUCUUUGAUCCCGGCGAUUGUCGGACGUUACGUUCAGCGUAUCGCCUUCCUGCUGCUCAUCUCUUUUCUCUCCGCGGCAAGCGGCGUCGAUUAAAAUUCUGCGAAACGCUUUGAGUGGGGAAAGCAGAGAGAGCUUCUCCAACUGGGAUUUGUUUCAUGAUGGGAUUUUCCUUGUUCCCGAUGAAGUCAUCAACCCGCAUGCUGUGGAGUACGAGCUUCUUCCGCCACAAGACCAUCGUUUUUUUCUGAGGGUAGCCCAAUUAAAGGUAGGACAGAGCAUCGAUCUAAUAGUAACCAUAUCCUAGUAAGAGAUUUGGCCUUCGCUUAUAGUUUAGUAAAGGAACGGGGGAGUGCGAGAACUCAGCAGGGAACGCUCCGAUUAAGGGAGAAAGAUGGAUUCCGGAAGACUCAUCGUCAAUUCGUCCUCCUCUCAUGGAGGCCGCAUGCUGAUCCUCGGUGGUUCCAGUAGCCCUCUCUUCCGAGGAACGAGAUCGGUGGUAAGCUUGGAGGAUGGCGCGACCAAGCGGCGUCCCUUCUUUACAACUGUGGAGGAGCUCCUAGAAGAGGAGUAUUACGACGAACAGCUUCCGGAAAAGAAGCGCCGUCUCACCCCAGAGCAGGUGUGUCUUCUGGAGAGGAGCUUCGAAGCUGAGAACAAGCUAGAGCCUGAGAAGAAGAGCGAACUGGCGAAGAAGCUUGGGUUGCAGCCGCGACAGGUGGCCGUAUGGUUCCAGAACCGCCGCGCCCGCUGGAAGACGAAGCAGCUCGAGCGAGACUACGACCGCCUUAAGGCCUCCUACGACGCCCUUCUUGCUGAUCAUGACAUCCUUCUCAAGGACAACGACCGCCUUCGCUCCCAAGUGAUUUCUUUAUCAGAGAUGCUGCGAGAGAAGGAGCUGCUUGUAGCGUCAAAGAAGCCAUGUUCAGAUAUAAAAAAUGAAGCCAUCGAGCCGCAGCUUUCACCACCAUCAAUGCAAAUCCUAGCCAUCCUAUCGCAGGGCGGCGGUGAUGGGCUGAGUACCGGGAGCACAGUGGUGGAUGGUGAGGGGGUGGUGGCAUUGCAGGUGGCUGAUAGCAGCGGCGAUUCUUACUUCCAAGAGAGCUUGAUUGAAAGCGGUGCAGGUGGCUGCAUCGAACAAGUACAUUGCGGGGUUGGAUCUGAGGAGGAUGGCUGCACGAGCGAUGAUGGCUGCAGCUAUCUCCCUGGCAACAUAUUCCACAACCAAACCAAUGCUGAUAACUGGUGGGUUUGGUCUUGAAUUAUAAAGCAGCCAGGUAGUCCUCCCAUCAUCUAUCUUCACUGCCAAAAUUUUACCAUUCUCUGCACUAAUUUAAUCAGCAGCUACUGCAGCUACAUACCAAUCUCUAGAGAUUUUCUUAGUAUGGUUCUUGUCUGCAAUAAAUUUGCCUUGAGGGGAAGGCUGGCUUAACCAUGGUAUGCAGUAUUGUUCAUACUACUGUACUGUUAUUGGGUUGUAUGGAACUGAAGAAGACUUUAUAUGAUAUUGAAUGUUUCUCUGA